UCCAGCUUCUCCCCCAUUCCUCUCCGCCCCCUCAGACCCGCAAGCGAAGGCCACCCCCGAUCCCCGCCUCCAUUCCCGGGCCGGAGACCCCGCCUGCCCGCGCCGCCGCCAGCCAUGGGAAUGGGGCCGUUCAAUGACGCCGUGUCGGCCGUCGAGUCCGCCGCCGCCGCCGCCGCCGCUGCUGCCGGCGCCGCCGCCGGUGCCGCCGUCGUCUCGGCCGUGGCCGCUGAGGUGGUACCCUCGGCGGGGGGCGGCUCGUACGCGGUGCUUCAGUGCGGCGAGGACUCGGAGUACGUGCGCCAGAAGUACAGCGGCUACUUCACCGUCUUCCGCGCGCUGCUGGAGGAGGACGGCGAGAGCUGGCGGGUGUACCGCGCCGUCCGCGGGGAGCUCCCCACCGACGCCGAGGCGGCGGCCUUCGACGGCUUCGUCAUCUCCGGGAGCUGCGCCGACGCGCACGCGGACGACCCAUGGAUCCUCGACCUCGUCGGCCUCAUCCGCCGCCUCCACGCCGCCGGCAAGCGCUUCCUCGGCGUCUGCUUCGGACACCAGAUCCUGUGCCGCGCGCUGGGCGGCCGCACGGGGCGGUCGACCAAGGGCUGGGACAUCGGCGUGAGCUGCAUCCACCCGACGGCGGCGGCGGCGCGGCUGUUCGCGCCGCUGAAGCUGCCCGUUCACAUGCCGGUGAUCGAGUUCCACCAGGACGAGGUGUGGGAUCUUCCGGCCAACGCCGAGGUGCUGGCGCGCUCCGACAAGACCCGCGUCGAGAUGUUCCGCCUCGGCGACCGCGUCAUGGGCGUCCAGGGCCACCCGGAGUACAGCAAGGACAUCCUCAUGAGCAUCGCCGACCGCCUCCUCCGCCAUAACCAAAUCCUGGACUGCCAGGUGGACGUGGCGAAGGCGAGCUUCGACGUGCGGCAGCCGGACAAGGAGCUGUGGAAGAAGGUGUGCAGGGCCUUCCUCAAGGGGAGGCUCCCGUCGCAGCAGCAGCAGCAGCAGCAAGCUGUGGCGCUAUAGCAUGCAUGCAUUUCCACUAAUUAAAAGGCAAGGCAGGCUUAAGCUGACGAGGGAGGAGGAGGAGCAAGUUACCACAGGAGCAGGAGGAAAUUGGGAGCAUUCCAUUGGAUGCCUAGGUUUUUUUCAUCCUUGUUUUGUGCUUCAUCAGAGCUCAAGAGUUGUACAGAAACUACUAUUGAACGAAGCAUUAAUAAAGAGGACAAGGGGAAAAAAAUUGUUCGUUGGUUUUUAUCA
Molecule: messenger RNA, 1251 nt
Organism: Sorghum bicolor (sorghum)
Lineage: Eukaryota; Viridiplantae; Streptophyta; Magnoliopsida; Poales; Poaceae
Product: gamma-glutamyl peptidase 5
Exons: 3
Coding region: 115-1017 (300 amino acids)
Cellular component (GO): cytosol
Source: RefSeq, a predicted model, not a curated record